Molecule: messenger RNA, 1296 nt
Organism: Blepharisma stoltei
Lineage: Eukaryota; Ciliophora; Heterotrichea; Heterotrichida; Blepharismidae
Source: the annotation of a GenBank genome assembly
AUGCUAUUAUAUAUCAUCAUAGCAUUUCUUUUCGUAGUCUAUUUUGCAAUAGGAGUAAUGCUGUAUAAACGAAGGACCGAAAGAAAUAUAAAAUCAAGAUCUCCAGUACUCAUAUACAUUACACACUGGUCAAACCUAAUAGAAACAUUACUUGCAAUUCCUAUCCUAACCCCAAAAGACUUUAAUUUAUACGAUCUUGACUAUUACGAAAAUCGUCUCUAUCAAGAUUCAGCCCUUAUUUCUCAUUAUCUUGUAUUUUUUCCUUAUAUCUUGAGAUGCUACAGAUUAUAUUUUGUAUUCCACUUAGAUAAAGAUUGAGAAAUCCAAAACAACAUGUUUAAAGAGAAUAUUCAUAGGACUCGACAAAGAUGACUUGUCAAAAUGCUCUGUUUUUGCAUGAUUCCUAUAAUACUUAUAUCUGUUGUAUUUUUAUUUUGGCCAAAUGCAAGUGAAAUUUUCCCGUUAAAUCUAAGUAGGCCUUCUAAUAAUGGUAUAGAUAUUCCAGACUGCGUUUAUAUCAUGGCAUGCUUCACCGAGCAGCUGGUUUUGAUAAUUGGGAUUUAUCUAAUAAAAGACGUAAGCGAUGACUUUAACAUGAGUAAUGAGCUUAUAUAUGUUGGUUUCAUAUGAUUUUUGACACCAGCAUUUUCUAUCUAUAUUAGAUCUUAUCAAAUAGUUUGGGGAAUUCCUUAUAUUUUAAGAAAUAUUUUACUUAUGCUAAGAUCAUCUUUAGUACCAAUUAUUUGUUCAUAUUUCAAUAAGCCUUUAUUUGAGCCUCUUACUAUAGAAAUGUUAAAUUCAUUAGAGCUAACUUUACAAAAUGCAGCGACUUUGGAAGCUUUUGAAGAGUUUCUCAAGCUUGAAGAACUCACCACAACCAAAAGCUUCGGGUCAAUAAAUACAGGAUCAGGGUUAAGCUUGCUUGAGUUUUAUUUAAAGUGUAGGCUAUUUGCAAAUAAUGGAAGCUCACAGCUAGCUGAGAACAUAUUUUCUGAGUAUUUGGAAAAUAAAGUGGUUCAUAUCCCUGCUGAGAUUUACCUUGAAAUAGAAGAUGGUGAUUUUACUGAUGCUAAUUUAUUUAAUAAGGCUGAAAGUGUUGUGAUUGAGAAAUUAAAGUCAUAUUUUUAUCCAAAAUUUAUGGCUAGCGAUCAGUACCUCUUCCUGAAAAGGUUAAUACAUAGACAAGAAAUUUAUCAAUUUAGGUUGAUGCAGACUUCUCUUCAUGAGUUUCAAAUUAAUGAGCAUAAAAAAAUGGUCGUUGAAUGCGAUGAUUGGCCUGUACCUACCCUUGAUUAG